Molecule: messenger RNA, 693 nt
Organism: Aspergillus bombycis
Lineage: Eukaryota; Fungi; Ascomycota; Eurotiomycetes; Eurotiales; Aspergillaceae
Product: emp24/gp25L/p24 family protein
Exons: 3
Coding region: 1-693 (230 amino acids)
Biological process (GO): intracellular protein transport; Golgi organization; endoplasmic reticulum to Golgi vesicle-mediated transport
Cellular component (GO): COPII-coated ER to Golgi transport vesicle; endoplasmic reticulum; Golgi apparatus
Source: RefSeq, a predicted model, not a curated record
AUGGCGUCGACAUCCUCGACCUCAUGGCUAUCCGCCCUCUUGGCCUUCUGCGCCAUCCUGUGUCUCUCGGUGCCUGUUAACGCCCUCUACUUCUAUAUCGAUGGACGUCAACCCAAAUGCUUCUUCGAAGAGCUUCCCAAGGACACAUUGGUUGUCGGAACCUACUCCACCCAGGUCAUCAACCAACAGUCGAACACGUACUCCGUUGAUUCCAGCUUGAAGGUGCUCAUUACCGUCGACGAGACCUUCGACAAUGACCACCGGGUCGUCUCCAAGCGCGAUGGCCACUCCGGCCGCUUCACCUUCUCCGCCGCUGAUGCCGGCCAGCACAGGAUCUGUGUGACCGCCGACACGAAUGCCGCGACCGGCGGCUGGCUGUCGGGUGCCCCCGCGGGUGCUGUCAAGGUGACUCUGGACAUGGCCAUCGGAGAGACCAGCAAGAUCGAGACGGAAGACAAGGGCAAAAUCCAGGACAUCGUCCAGAAGGUGAAGGAUCUCAACGGUCGGUUGCAGGACAUCCGGAGAGAGCAGGUGUUCCAGAGGGAACGUGAGGCCGAAUUCCGUGAUCAGUCUGAAGCUACCAACUCCCGUGUCGUCCGGUGGACCCUGAUUCAAAUGGCUGUCCUGUCCGCUGCCUGCGCCUGGCAACUGUCUCACCUCCGCUCAUUCUUCAUCAAGCAGAAGCUGACAUAA